AUGAUAUUCUUCUUCAUUCUUGGCUUACUUUACAGUGCCAUAAAUCCUGUUCGAAAACUCCCUAUUCAUAAGAAAUGGGAACUUGCUGAUGGACGUUUCUUAUUACUUAGAGAAGGAACUAUUUGCCAACACAUGUUUGUGUAUAGAUGUUAUUUGGAUACAAGAGCUUAUAUUUCUGAUGGCACCAAUGAGGUCGAUUUUACCAAAACUUCUGGCAUAGUAAAACUUGCUGAUGGAAGAACUGCUAAAGUCGGUGACGACAAUUAUUUGAGAGUAAUUGGAAGUAGUCUUGAAUCGACAGAAACGCAUCGACUGGGACAGGUUGACCGGUUUUUAGAUUAA
Trichomonas vaginalis G3 is the source of this 342-nucleotide messenger RNA. RefSeq lists its product as uncharacterized. The transcript has a single exon. The record is from RefSeq and is a predicted model, not a curated record. NCBI's taxonomy places the organism in Eukaryota, Parabasalia, Trichomonadida, Trichomonadidae. The coding region runs from base 1 to 342 and encodes 113 amino acids.